AUGGCUGCCGCUAGCGCAAACGCCAGCCUUGACUCCAACGCUCUGCUCACCUUCUUCACCCAGAUGGACGAUCAGGGAGGUGUCAUUGUCAGAGAUACCCCAAAGCUAGAUCUAGAUCUGUACAUCCAGAACUACACAGGCCGUACCCGCUUUGAACGUCUUUUCCUCAUCGGCCGGACAUGCGUGCCGCUCUGUGUCGACGCUCUCAAGGCUGCUGUCGCAGAGGCUAAGAAGGGUCAAGAUACGCAGCGUUACCGCGAUGUCGUUGAGUUGAUUCAGGUGGCCGCUCCUUUGGAGCCUGAAGCCACAUUCGAUCAGUCAUGGGUCGAGCUCACGGACAGGGCCAACAAUGCCAAAACUCACGCCCUUGAGGGCGAGUUGAAGGGUUACAAGAUGAACCUGAUCAAGGAGAGCAUUCGGAUGGGAAACGAGGACCUGGGCCGUCACUUUGAAAGCAUCGGCGACCUUAACAGCGCUGGCGAGGCUUACAGCCGGAUGCGCCCAGACGUGAGCACAUCCAAGCACAUCAUCGACGUUGGCAAGCAUCUCGUCAACGUGACGCUGCAGCGUCGGGAAUGGCCCAUGGUCAUUGCCAAUCUGAGCAAGAUCACGGGUGUCCAAAACGGCGACGAAGAAAAGGGCUUGCAACCCUACGUCAAGAUCGUCCAGGGCAUCGCCCUCAUGGGGCUCGAGAAGUUUGACGAGGCGGCCAAAAGCUUCCUGCAGACGGAUGCCGGCAAAGAGGGAGUGGACUACAGCAAUAUCGCGAGCCCCAACGAUGUGGCAGUGUACGGUGGCCUCCUGGCUCUGGCAACCAUGGACCGGAAAGAGCUCCAGGCUCGUGUUCUCGACAACCAGAACUUUAGAACGUUUUUGGAAUUGGAACCUCACAUCCGCAAGGCCAUCUCGCUCUUUGUGAAUGGCCGGUACUCGGCGUGCUUGGCCAUCCUGGAGGCGUAUCGCGCAGACUACCUACUCGACAUUUACCUCCAGAAGCACGUCCCGACGCUCUACUCGCAGAUCCGGAGCAAGUGUAUCGUACAGUACUUUAUCCCCUUCUCCUGCGUCACUCUGAGCAGCCUCGAGGAUGCAUUUGCCGUACCCGGCAAGCCGCUCAUUGACGAGCUCGUCGCCAUGAUCCGGGGCGGGGUUUUGCAGGCCCGCAUCAACACAAUUGACAAGACGUUGGUCGCCGUGUCUCCGAACCCCCGAGCCACGCUGCAAAGGAUGGUCCUCGACACGAUUGAUGCCUACGAGCGGGACGCCACGGAGCGGAUCCGGCGUAUGAGUAUCAUUGCGGCAGAUAUGGAGGUCAAGACCAUGCGCAAGGGUAAUACCCAUGCCGGUGCGCAGGGCAUCGAUGAGCUCUGGUUUGAGCAGUCCAACCGACCGACGGUGGCCGGCGGCGCGGGCGGCGACAACAUGAGCUGA
Messenger RNA from Colletotrichum acutatum, 1431 nucleotides. RefSeq names its product 26S proteasome subunit RPN7. NCBI's taxonomy places the organism in Eukaryota, Fungi, Ascomycota, Sordariomycetes, Glomerellales, Glomerellaceae. Gene Ontology annotation, cellular component: COP9 signalosome. The transcript is spliced from 5 exons. The record is from RefSeq and is a predicted model, not a curated record. The coding region runs from base 1 to 1431 and encodes 476 amino acids.